Messenger RNA from Pogona vitticeps (central bearded dragon), 2082 nucleotides. NCBI's taxonomy places the organism in Eukaryota, Metazoa, Chordata, Lepidosauria, Squamata, Agamidae. The record is from RefSeq and is a predicted model, not a curated record.
AUGGACUUACAGACACAAUUGGAGACCACAACUGAGAGGAACUGGAAUCAAGAAAAAACGGAACUUCUGGAGCGUUUUGACAAUGAAAGGAAGGAGUGGGAAUGUCAAUGGAAGGUCAUGCAGAAGAAAAUAGAAGAGCUUUACCAGGAAGUAAAAUUAAGACGUGAGAGUAACAUGAAUGCCUUUGAGAAUAAGGCUCCACAUCUUAAAGCACCACAGCAAUCUCACUCCCCCAGUUCAGAAUGGGGUGACAGACGAGGACUGAACUCUUGUGCACUGGACAAAGAGGAUUUGCUCCCCAAGGCAGAAAAGGAAAGCAAGGAGAUCAGAAACAAGAGGAAAAAUCAUGCUUUCAUGAAAGAUUAUUCUGCCUUUGAGAAUUACAAGGAAUCCAAAGACUGCCCAAACUCAAAAUCAACCAAGAAUUAUACCCAGGAUCUCAAUAUUGCUCUUAAAGAACUUGCCAAAGUGAGUGAAGACUUGUGCUCCUACCAAGAAGAAAUUCGCAAGAAAUCUGAUCACAGACGAAAGAAGCAAUCGGGUGAAUCUUUGGAAACUGAAAAUGCAUUGAUUACCAUGCGAGAGGUGAACUGUCUGCAGAACAAUGACCCACAGCUAGCUUCAAUUGCAUCUGAAACAGAGCAACACAAUAACAGGAAGAAUUUGAUGGGUGCCAGCAGGGAUUUGAAGGAGAUGCCAUUUAAUGCUCUUGUUGGGGUUGAGAAAGCAGGCCUUUUGCCCUGGCAAGCAAGAGAAGCCCCUCCUGUUCCCCCACGAAGCACUUCUCGGCAUUUGACCAGCUCCCUGGCACAUGUUUCUGAAGUGUUUGCUAAAGAUACAGGGCCGAAAAGCAGUUCUAUGGCUCCAGAGUGUUGGGAUGGAAAUACAUUUAUUCAUCUGUCUUUUGCAAAGCAAUGUGAUGUUCCAGUGUCUGUUGGCCUUGCCAACAGGCCUGCCACACCAACCACUGUGCCCACAGAAGAAAGGGGUCUGUCCCUUGAAGGCAAGCCUCUGGCAGGAUUUUGUAACAACACAUGGACUUGUGAUGUAAACAAGGUUGAGAAUUGUCUUAAGAAUGGUUCUUCACCACAUUCUGUCCAGAAGAGCUGCUCUGAUGGAAAUAUGAUACCUCAAAAACAUCAUCCCAAAUUACAAAACUGUGACUUUUAUGGUCCUGUGUGUGACACACUGGGUGACUCUGGAUACGGAACUGGGAAGACUCAACGAAAUGAAACCUUAGAAGCAAAAAUUGAUGAGUUCAACAGAACUGUGUUCCAAACAGAUAAAGCCCCAAAAUGUCGGCAGCAGAACCAAGUGCAGCCCGUACCAUCUGCAGAGCCUAAAUCUCAUUGCAUACUACAGGACAGUAUGACCAGCAGAGGACAAAGUGACGAGUCAGCAUGCGUUCCGAAUUCCAGGCUAUCCCUAAGAAGUGAAGAAAAAUCUGGCAAACCUGGCAAAAAUGUCAAAGGCCCAGAACAGCCAAAGCAACUAAAUGGACUUCUAAGUGGCUACCGUCAUAUGCUCCAUGAGCAUCGCUGGAGGCCAAGUAAUUUGUCUGGUCGCCCACGAUCAGCUGACUCAAGGUCGAAUUAUGGUGUGGUUGAAAAACUCCUGAAGAACUAUGAGCGAUCAGCCUCUUUGUGGAACUCAAAGUUCCAGCAGGAGCAAUGGGUGCAAUCCAGAUGUGAGUUUGCUGAUGGUGACUGUGAAAACCUGGAACACGGUUUUGAACUGCACCAGACGGACCAAGGAAAGCCAGAGCAGCAAAAGAAUUUGGUCAGACACAUUGGACUUUAUGCCAGAUGUGGUAAAGAGAAGCAGAAACUUCCAGAGGAGAAGUUUAUGUAUGCCUGUGAGCCUAGUCUCAUAACGAGUCCAGUUCCUGUGGAUCUGGAGUCAGGGCUCCUCCACCCUUGUGUUGCUCCUAAGAGUGAGGGCUGGUAUGCCCACAAUAAGGGUACGUAUGUGGGGAUCCUCUCUCCAGAGAACUGCAGCUGCCAUGGCUUCCUGGGCAACUGCCCAACUACUCUUCCCAAUGCUGACGCUUCCUCCGCCAGCAUUGGCUCUGGGUCGGCUUAA